Messenger RNA from Chara braunii, 3461 nucleotides. The record is from the annotation of a GenBank genome assembly. NCBI's taxonomy places the organism in Eukaryota, Viridiplantae, Streptophyta, Charophyceae, Charales, Characeae.
CGGGAACCCGGUCUCUCCAUUGCCAUGGACGUCACCGGUCCGUUUCCUCGCGACUGGCUCGGGCACGACGGCAUCCUCACGGUUGUGGACCGAUUGAGAGUCCGACACAACAAUGAAACCAAGUUCGGCUUGACAUCCUCAGACAGACGGGCAGACGGAGCGGGAACAUCAAACCGCUCAGAUGAUGCUUCGUACGCUCAUCCGUCCGGACCAGAAAGAUUGGGUUGACCGCCUCCCCGACAUCGAGUUCGCCUACAACACUUCGGUGCAUCCGGCGAUCGGCGUGACUCCAUUCGAGUUGCACCACGGUGGACGGAAAGGCCGGAUCUUCGCCGACCUGUUCCUCCCUCGACCAGCCGACAUUGACGCUGCCUGCUCUCCCGCUCUCUGGAAGUACAGGGAAUUGCUGACUCAAGCCGGCGCAAAUAUGCAAAAGGCUCAAGUCCGCAUGCCGCAGCAAGCCAACAGGCGUUGCGUACCAUGUCCCAUCCCCGCCGGUGAUCUGGUUUGGGUCUCCGCGGAAGAGUUUGCACUGGAACAGGAUGUUUCACGCAAACUGCUUCCCAAGUGGUUUGGACCUUGGUCUGUGACAGCAGCCGCGGGCGAUGAUCCCGAUGGCGCUUCAUUUGUGAUCAACAUUCCAGAGCAUCUGACGGUCCAUCCGGUCUUCCACGCCUCGAAGCUGGCAACGUACACGCCAGCCAAGAGCGACGACUUUCCGGACCGACGAUCGCAGGACCCUCCUUCUAUGGAUGGCCAUCAGGAAGUUGACCGCGCCAUCUCCGAUCGCAAGUAUGGCAGCAAGCCGCGGCAGUACAAAGUCACAUUCAAAGCAUGCGAUGGCGACGACACUCGGUGGAUUUCAGGCGCAGAUUUGAAAGCAUCCGCACCACUGAUCUACGCGCGUUAUGAAAAGCGGAGGUUAGCUCAGGAAGCUUCACGACCAGCCCCUCCCACCCGGACUGUGGUCCCUCCCUCAGACAGACAGCUUCGCCCUCGCAGGAUGGUGCAGUGCAGUGGAUCUGGCAUUGGAGUUUCGUGCACGUCUUGCAGUUGCAGGAGCUAUUGGGGUCGGACCGUUUCUUGCUCUUGUGCAACCAUUUAUUCACAGGUCCACCUGGGCGACACGCCUCAUGACUUGACUGAUGCAGACUUUGAGGAAUUGGCAAAGUUGUCGGAAGGAUUUUCGGGAUCAGACAUUGCUGUGUCGGUUAAGGAUGUACUCUUUGAGCCUGUGCGAAAGACUCAAGAGGCAACACAUUUCCGGAUGGUAGCAGAUAAAGAUGGGAAGCGAAAGUAUAUGGCAUGCUCACCAGGUGAUGCCCGGAAGGCGAUUGAGAGCACCAUGGAGGAUCUGUAUAAGCAAGGGAAAGGCGACCUGAUUUUGCCGCCGCCGAUUGUCAAGUCAGACUUCUUGAAGGUUUUGGCCAGGCAGAGGCCGACAGUCAGCAAGUCAGAUCUUGAGGUUCAUGAGAGAUUUACCAAGGAGUUUGGAGAGGAAGGAUGACAGUCGUUAACGUCAUACAGACGCUUAUGUGUUCGUCUCAAGUUUCGCAUGGAAAUGUAUCCUUCCACCUGGAAAUGAUGUAAAUAUGGUGGGUUGGACGCUUCAUACAGUAUACCGAGCAUUGCUCGCUCUCUCUUGCAUGGGCUGCAAAGCAGGCAGUCCCCGUUGCAGCAGCUCUCUCGUACGUAGGUAGUUCCUUAUUUGUGGAAUUGUGGGUGGCUCUGUAAUUUCUCUCUGAUCCGAUCCGUAUAUUUUAACGAACUCUUCUAUGAUAGUUUGUCAAUCGUAGCUCCUUUGUUGUGUAGCACUUGAGCUUUAUAGUUGAUUGAUGUAUGCUCGCCACUCACGGACAAUCUUUUAUUGUCGAACGUAUCUAUAGCUCUGCUGCUUUGUUCCCUCUGUCAGCCGUUUCUUACCCCAUUCCGAUUCACUGGGAUAUUAGUUUCUGUAUUCUUCGCUCCUCUCCCCAUGUUGUUGCUGCCUGUUUUGGCUUUUCACGUCUUAAAGCUUGCAAUACUUCUCUGCAGGGGUUUGUGUGGGAGUGCCAUCCUUGGGUUUCGCCACGUGAUUGCAGGGGUGGCGUUUCCUUCAUAUGGCAAUGCCUGUGUUUUUGUUCAUGCUGCUGGUAGUCCUGCAGCAAGGGCCAGCUGGCCGACUGCAUCUGAAUGCGGAGGGAAGGGAACUGAUCGUGACAUUGCGAUGAAGUAGAGGAUGCCUGCCAAGUGGGCGUGCCUUGUUUGAGAGAGUGUUCACGGAGCGUAGUGCCAAGUGGUUUGUUGCCUAGCACUACUGGUGAGUGAAUGGUUGGCCCAUCGUCCACAUUGGUAUGGGGAUGAAUGGUCGAACUAAAUUGAAAUGGUCGCUCUUACGUCAGCCAUAUGUAUGUGUGAUUGGGGAGGGUGAAAGGUUCCGUCUACCCACCAAAUGGUUGCUGUUACGCCUGCGGGAUGUUGGUUCUAGGGUGUGAAAGGUUGCGUCAACCUACCAAAUGUGUUUUCUUAUGUCUGCCAUAUGUUAUGUGAUUCUAGAGUCUGAAAGGUUCCGUCCUCCCGCGAGCCUCCUUUCAAAGUUAUAUGAUCUGGUGGGCUCUGCUGUGGUUUUGUCAGUUUUGUUUUUUGUUUUUUGUUUCAGGACCGACGUUCAUUGUGAUAGCAUAGGCCAGUUUUUUGUCUCAAAGUGGUAAAAAUCUUAGUGAUAUACAGCCAGGCCAAAGUCCGAUGAGCCGUGGCUACACAACACAGCUCUCUCAUGAGCUGUGAACGUACGUCUGCUUCAGGUAGUACUAGGGUGAAGAAGCCCACACACUCCCCUUAUUGCUGUGAAUCGGUUAGCAACUUCGCACCCACAGAGGGAUUCUUAAAUCAUUCUUUCAUUGGACACUGGGUUCCUUGUUGCCUUCCGGCAAAGUCCGUGCAAGCUGUGAGUUCGACUGCGAUACGCAAGACUGACCUCGCUACAGUCAGUACGUUGGGUUUGUGUUUGAGGGUUUGUGUUUGAGCCGGCUAGUAGCUUUUGCACAUGUAGAGCUGAACGUGAUUGAACUGAGUUUGACUACUGCAAUAGCGGAAUGACCUCAUUAGUAGCUUUUGCACAUGUGGAGCUGAACGUGACCGAACGGAGUUUGACUACUGCAAUAGCGGAAUGACCUCGCUACAGUCAGGACGUUGCGAUUGUGUUCGACCCAGCGAGUAGCUUUUGCACAUUUAGAGAUGAACUUGAUCGAACUUGGGUAGUGUGUGGCUGGUAAGUCGUCACGACACACAGCCGCACGAGUUGAUCCUCUGCGUUAAAUAAUUGUUGUGUUGGUGGCUGAAUGCUUUGCUUUGCUUUGCUACCCGUGCUUCUCUUGGUUAGCAGUUUUUUGAAUUAUGUACGUUUGCUUAUAUGCCGGAUUGGAAUCGGGAGUUGGGUCGGAAUGCCAUCUGAAGAUCCAGGCCGUCGAGCUGGGGCUGCU